This is a messenger RNA of Aspergillus campestris IBT 28561, 2079 nucleotides long. RefSeq names its product putative C2H2 transcription factor PacC (gene pacC). The coding region runs from base 1 to 2079 and encodes 692 amino acids. NCBI's taxonomy places the organism in Eukaryota, Fungi, Ascomycota, Eurotiomycetes, Eurotiales, Aspergillaceae. Gene Ontology annotation, cellular component: nucleus. The transcript is spliced from 2 exons. The record is from RefSeq and is a predicted model, not a curated record. Gene Ontology annotation, biological process: positive regulation of transcription by RNA polymerase II.
AUGUCGGAACACCAAGAAACCCCCUCGACGGCCACGCCGGCCGCCCCUGCCCCCGCGCCCGAACCGCAGCAGGACCAACCCGCUCCCCAACCCCAAGCCCAGGUCACCGCCGCUGAUGCCACCGCGUCUGUCACCGCCACCGCCGCGGCGGCCACCGCGGCCGUCGCCAACGCGACCCCCGUCAAUGGGAAUGCCGCGCGACCGUCCGAAGAGCUCUCCUGCAUGUGGCAAGGCUGCACCGAGAAGUCUCCCAGCGCCGAAGCUCUCUACGAACAUGUGUGUGAACGCCACGUGGGUCGCAAGAGCACCAACAACCUCAACCUGACCUGCCACUGGGGGAGUUGUCGCACCACCACCGUCAAACGCGACCACAUCACCUCCCACAUUCGGGUCCAUGUGCCGCUCAAACCGCACAAGUGUGAUUUCUGUGGCAAGGCCUUUAAGCGCCCCCAGGAUCUGAAGAAACACGUCAAGACCCAUGCCGAUGACUCGGUGUUGGUCCGCUCCCCGGAGCCCGGGGCCCGCAACCCUGACAUGAUGUUUGGAGGUCAUCACGCCAAAGGUAUGGAUGGCGGUGUCCAUCACGGUCCGUUCCACUCUAACUUCGUCGCUCGUCCCGUAGGGUACGCACCGUACUUUGAGCCUGCGGCCCUGAACGCUGUCCCCAGCCAGGGCUAUUCCCAUGCGCCGCAGUACUAUCCGGCCCACCACCAUCCCCCGCAGCCGUCCAAUCCCUCGUAUGGCAAUGUCUACUAUACCCUCAACCAUGGGCCUGAGGCUGGGCACGCCUCGUACGAGUCGAAGAAGCGCGGGUAUGACGCCCUCAAUGAAUUCUUUGGCGACCUCAAACGCCGCCAGUUCGAUCCGAGCUCCUACGCGGCCGUGGGCCAGCGUCUGCUGGGGCUGCAGAACCUGUCGCUCCCCAUGAGCACUGGUCCGAUGCCCGAGUACCAACCCAUGCCCGCCCCCGUGGCCGUGGCCGGUGGCGGCGGCGGCGGCGGCGGUUACAGCCCCAGUGGGGCGCCGCCCGCGCCCGCGCCCGCCUACCACCUGCCGCCCAUGAGCAACAUCCGCACCAAGAACGACCUGAUCAACAUCGACCAGUUCUUGCAGCAGAUGCAGGACACCAUCUAUGAGAAUGACGACAACGUAGCCGCCGCCGGCGUGGCGCAGCCCGGGGCGCACUACGUCCACGCGGGUAUGCACUACCGCGCCGCGCACUCACCCUCCUCGCAGCUGCCGCCCGCCCACAUGGCCACGACCGCGGCUGGCCCCGCGCUGACCACCCCGAUCGCCAUGCACUCGCCCUCCACCGGCACGCCGGCCCUGACGCCGCCCUCGAGCGCGCAGUCGUACACGUCCGGUCGGUCGCCCGUCUCGGUGUCGGCCAGCCACCGGGUGUCGCCGCCGCACCACGACCUCGGCUCCAGCAUGUACCCGCGUCUGCCGUCGGCCACCAUGGCGGACAGCAUGGCCGCCGGCUACCCGACGGCGUCGAGCGCCGCGCAGCCCUCCACGCUGGGCAGUGCUUUCGAUCCGGACGACCGCCGCCGCUACACAGGGGGCACCCUGCAGCGGGCGCGGCCGGAGCCCAUGGACCUGAGCCACCAUGACGCGACGAACGCCGGCGACCGCACCCCGCCGGCCAAGCAGCCGCCACCGGCGGGAUCCGGGUCGCCCGGACGCAUCGCGUCGAGUCUGAUCGAUCCAGCGCUGUCCGGCUCGGCGGCGGAGGACGAGGCGACGCUGCGCACGGCCCGGGCGGCAACCGAGGUGGCCGAGCGCUCCGAAGGCCAGUGGGUCGAGAAGGUACGGCUGAUCGAGUACCUGCGCAACUACAUCACGUCACGCCUGGAGCGCGGCGAGUACGAGGGGACGAUGGCGGCGCGGGCGCGGACGUCGUCCUUCUCACCGGAGUCGGAUGUGCACAUGGACGGGAUGGAGAGCUCGUCGCGCCAGCGAACGCCACAGCCGACGCCAAAACCGGAAGAAUCCCCGGUUAAAGCGGAGGCGGAGGGGGGCGUUUUGUACCCUAGUUUGCGGGAGGUUGAUGAGGAUGGGGAUUCGAAGAUGCCUUGA